Molecule: messenger RNA, 1821 nt
Organism: Ectocarpus siliculosus
Lineage: Eukaryota; Phaeophyceae; Ectocarpales; Ectocarpaceae
Source: the annotation of a GenBank genome assembly
AUGCCUCCGCUCUCCAGGCUCCACUUCGCGGUUCCUGGCGCCGAUAGUGGCGGCGGCUGUGACGAUGGCGGCGAGCGGGGUAGCGACCGGCCGCUGUUCCCUUCCUGCCAGGAGCAUUUCCUCGACUUUGUUGCCCUGUCCAAGUGGUUACUCGAGCAGCUAGGUGGUGGCGGUGGCGGUUACGCUGGGUUCGAAUCUGCUGCUACGGACGCGCCCGUCGCCGUCUGCGCGGACAUCCUCCAAGCGUGUCAGAGGUUGGGCUUUGAACCAUCGCAGCCUGACGAAGAAGUAGGAGAAGCGGUAGGAACGGGAUCACCAUCUCCAUCAGCAGCUUCACCAGCAGCAGCAACAGUGUCUCCGACAAACCUUGCGGUUGGCUCCGGGACAGCGGUGCUAGAGCUUCUGGGCUGGCUCUCACACGCCGUGCUGAUCAAGUUCGGCUCGUCCACGGAUGAUGGACACGUUGGCGGCGGCGGCGGCGGCAGCGGUGACUCGGAGGACGGCGAGGCGGUCUCGUGUCCGUGGGGAAAGGGCUCAUCUACCGACGGCCUCGCCUUCAUGGGAAGCAUGAUCGAGCCUACCGUGGACCCGGCCGAGUGGCGCGCAGAACAAGAGAGGGUGGCGCCCAGGCUAGCAAGGGCGGCACCACCAGCGGGGUCGCUAGAGGUCGGGACAUAUUCCUGGGCGUCUCGUGUUGAGGUUUUCAGUAAGGCCGCUGCGGUAAUCUCGAGUGCCACUGCCGGUGGUGAUUCUCCUCCACAAGCAGUAGCAGCAACACCACGCUCGACAACGCCAGGCGGCCAAGGCAACGGCUACGGCGAUGGCUACAGCAGCAUCGGAGGCAAACACCGCAAGGACUGCUUAGAGUCGAUGCUGGUGCGACAUAGAGGCGAGGUGUUGCAGCAGCUCAUGGCAAUGACCGCCGGAGAGCAAAGAGUCAACAACUUGCACGGGGGUGGCAGCACCGGUGGCGGUGGCGGCAGCGGCAAUCUGCCGUGCUUCCAGGAAGAGGCUCUCCUGCUGAGGGACCAAGAACGCGCUCUCCUCGAGGAGCUGGAAGAGAGGAAGGCCAGGGUUGCGGCGCUGACCAUAGAGCUGCGUGAUGCCGAAGCCGCCGUCGAUGAGACAGAGGUGGAGGUCAGGGAGGCAGCCGCCGAUUGCUCCGACCCCACCAAACUGUUCAAGACCAAGUCGGCCAUUCGGCAGCUCAAGGCUGACGUCAAGGCCAUGGAUGUGCUGAUCGGGGCCAAGUCUGCGACCUUUUUGGGCAAGCAGCAGGGGGUGCAGCGGGCGGCGCGAGAAGCAGAGCAUUCUGCACCGGUUGGCAGCCGAUGGGGCGGUCUAAACUCGCGGGCUGGCGGAGGUGAAGGCGGCGGCGGAGGCGGAGGCGCAAGAACAACCUUGUCGACUCCAUCCCCGUCCGUAUCGCCUGCGUUAGUCGCUGGCAGUUCUUCCACCGAAGCCACAACCAACACGGCUAGCACCCCCUCGAGUGGCAGUAGCCGUGGCGGUAGCGGUGGCGUUGGCGUUGGCGGGGUAGUCAGACUCUUGGGAAAACCAAAGGCACCCGAAGUCGGCGACGGGGCAGGGGGUCCGAGGCGGGGCGGUGUUUUGAUCCAAGCGGCGAUGAGGCUGUUGGCGACAGGGCAAGGCAAUGCGACGGCAACGGCAACUCAAGGGCGGGCAGAGGCGGAGGCUGAGGUCCAAGCGCAAGCAUGGGCGGAAGCAGGGGCAGGUGGAAACAAUCAAGAUCACCAGAUGCUUGCCGGGAACAACUGUAUCCACGGGGACGACUGGCUCGACGAAAAGGAACGAGAAUAA